Molecule: messenger RNA, 1175 nt
Organism: Jaminaea rosea
Lineage: Eukaryota; Fungi; Basidiomycota; Exobasidiomycetes; Microstromatales
Exons: 2
Coding region: 384-830 (148 amino acids)
Molecular function (GO): single-stranded DNA binding
Source: RefSeq, a predicted model, not a curated record
GUUCUCGCUCCUCUGCUUUGCAUCCACUCAUACCGACUGACUCUGCGCAUCAUAUCGUGAGUAUGAGACGAGGAACAAAGCGAUUGAGCACACAUUGGCGUGGCCAACGGGCGGUACCCUUGAGCCAGGCUGGCAGAACAGUCGGGUGAACGGCCGUUGCGAUAUCGCCAUCCGCUGCUGCGCGUACAUCCAGAUGGUGGCCAGGGGGACGGUCUCACUCUGGCCAUUUACGAGCAGCGCUGAGCCCAACUCAAUGGCAGCUCGUCCAAUAUCGCUCGACGGGGCAGGAGCACGUUUGACUCGCCAGCCGCGAUGGAUUCUCUUUCGCCUACAGGAAGGCCAUCGUCACGCUAACCUCUUCAUCCUCCCUCUCGCCCAGCAAUAUGCUUUCCGCCAUCCGAUCCUCCUUGGCGCCUCGCCAGGCCGUCAACAUGGCUGCUCGAUCCUUCAGCACCACCCCCUCUGCUAGCGACUUCGCCCGCAUGCAACUCCUGGGUCGCCUCGUCGCAGACCCCGAGGUCCGCACUACCCGCUCGGGCAAGGAGUAUGUCCGCUACACCCUCGCUACAAACGACCCCGCCGGCCCUCCCGGCGAAGACGGGGAGCGUGGGCCCGACACGUCUAGCUUUCACUCCAUCUUUGGGUUUGGCGAGCAAGCCGUUCAGCGUCUCACGGCCAUUCCCAAGGGCACCUUGAUGCAGGUUGAGGCUGAUUUCAGGAUCCAGCGCAACCCUGGAGAGGACGGUAGCCCGGCGAGCUCAUCGUACCUGGUGCAGCACAGGAGCUGCCACGUUGUGCUGAAGCCCAAGGGCGAGAGGGAGGGGCAGUGAGCGUGACGUGCGCUCGAUGGACCGCGGAGGGUGUGAAGGCAGGCGGAAGGCAGGCAGGCAUGGUAGGCUUGAUGCUGAUGCGAUGUUAUUGGCAGGACAUACCGACAAUUCGAUCCACUGCUUCAUCUCGUCCCCCGCUCGAUUAAAAGAAGUGACUGGCCUGCGUCAUAGGCAGCUUCGUCGCUGCCUCGACGGUGCAUAUCCUCCCGUCCGCCUUCACCUCAUACGUCUCCGGAUCGACCUCGAUCUUCGGCAGAGCUGUAUUGAGCUUCAUAUCCCUCUUCGUGAUUCCUCUACACCCUCUUACCGCUUCCACCCGUUUGUUGAGUCCGUAGGCCCCCACGA